UCCUAAACAAAAGUUAUAAUUCAAUCUAUAUAUUACUAAAAACUAAACAAACAAUCUGUAAAUUUAAACCACUAAACAAAAUAACCAAAACAUAAACUUAAAAUGAACCGUUAAAAUCUGAACGCGUUUAAAAAAUUAGUAGCGGUAUUAGUGAGAUCCUGAGUGUACCAUCUUUGUUUCUGCAAUCUUUUGUAUAUAGAAUUUAACAACUAAAACACUUUUACUUCGUUUUAAAAUUGUCGUGUGAAUAAAUUUAAUGUGUUCCCCGAGACGACAUGUGCCAGAUGAACUGAAGACAAACGUUAGUGCGUGUGAAUGAAGCUAACACCUGUACAAUGUGUGUUUUAUUCAGCAUUGUUCCCGACUCGCAUUCAAUGUAAUCGCGAGAUGAAUAGGCACUUCUAAGGCAGUAUUAUUUAAUAAUGUAAAUAAAAUGGCCGCAUCAGCGACUGAUAUUGAAGAGUUCUUAACUGGACCUCUGGUUACUUGGCUUGCAACAUGCGUGAAAAAGCCAGAAACCCUGCAGGUUUAUGAGACCUUCUUUGAUGGAGGACCGAUAAAUGAGGUGCUUCUGCAAAUUGACCCCGAGCCAUCACAACCAGUACCCACCACCACUCAUUUACAAGGGUUGAAUAUUACUGCUGCAAGAAUCAAAAUCUUUCAUUGCAUUGUGAGAAAUAUUAAGGCAGUUUAUGAAGAUGAACUGGGUCAAGUUGUGAUUGCACUGCCCGAUUGCGUGACUUUGGGUAGGGCCCCAACGUCUGAAGCCGCCUUGUCCCAACUAAAACUCCUUAUAUUGCUCCUUCUCGGUUGCGCAGUCCAGGGUCCCACAAAAGAGGUCUUCAUCACUCGCAUCAAAGAACUAUCUCCGGAAGCUCAGUACGACAUUGUCGAAUGCAUAAAACGCGUCACCGACGAACAGAACCUAGUGCUCACCGUUGACUGGUCUGAGCAGCUACCCCAGCGAUUGUACACCCACGUUAAGACGUUGACGGGCGAAAGGGACAAGUUGUUGCAACAGUGGGUGAUUGAUUUAGGGCAGGAGAAUGCUGGAGGUGUGAACAGUGGCCCUACUGAGGGAGUGGAGUCCAACCACCUGGCUGUGGAGCUGGCGGACUGGAAGGCGAGAUUGAGAAAGCAACGACAAGAAUUGGAAGAGAAAACCGAACUCCUGGCCGAAUGUAAGGAGGAAUUGGAACAUGCCACCAGUCUUGUAUCAAAGUUAAAAUUAGAGAAUAGCGAUUUAUUAGCGGAAGCAAGAAAAGCAAAACUCUACAGGGAUGAAGUGGAUGCUAUGCGUGAACGGGCAGAAAGGGCGGAUAGGUUAGAAACUGAAGUCCAGAGAUAUAGAGAACGAUUGGCGGACGCAGAAUUUUACAAAGUGAGGGUGGACGAGUUGAGGGAGGACAACAGGGUGUUGUUGGAAACCAGGGAAAUGUUGGAGACCCAGUUGGCCAGAACUAGACAGAGGGCUGAUCAAGUUUUGGAAUUGGAAGCAGAACUAUUGGCUUCCAAACAGAGCAUCAACGAAAUUGCUUUGGAAAGGGAUUCGGCACGAGAAAAGAUUCAGGAAUUAAUUGAAGAAAACUUGCAACUACAACAAGUAGCAAAAUCAGUCCUACAAGAAACAAGCACGUUAAACAUCAGCGUAGAUUCCGAAAAUGAAGAAACUAAUUCGGGAGACAACAGUUUAUCAGAACAACUAACCAAUAAUGCUCAGGCCAGAGCAUUAAAAUUAGAAUUGGAAAUCAAAAAGUUAAACUCCACAAUUGAUUCAUUAAAAGAGCAUAACUUCCAUGAAAGUGCCAAUAAAAUAUUGGAAUUAGAGAAGGACAAGAAAAAGCUGGUUCUGAAAUGCGAACAGCUUCAAGAAAGUUGUGAAAGACUCACCCAACAAAAUGGUGAGUUGGAGAACCUGUUCAAAAAUGCAAUUCAAGAGAAUAGGAAAUUGCAAGACAGCGUCGACACGAAUAAAAUCAUGUAUGACAGGCAAUCGCAAGAUCUUCAAAACGAGAAGGCAAAAAUAGGAGACCUGGAAAAAAAUAUUGAAAAUCUCACUAAAGAGAAGCAACGAGUGCAACUGUUGUGCGACUCCAUUAAAAAACGUGCGGACGAUGCCGAAAAAUCCGUUACCCAAGUAUCAGACCAGCUUCACAAUUUGCAAGUUCAAGCAGACAAAGGCAAGGACUAUGAGAAGUUGUGCAAAGAUCUGCAGGAGAAAUUGGCGAGUCUAGAAAAAGAGAAUACCGGAAUGCAAAAAGAAGUGACGAAGCUCAAGGAGUCGAUUGAAAUAAAGGACGUAUCUUUAGACAAAGAGAUAGAAAAGAACAUGAAAUUCGAAAAAGACCUAAAUAAAUUAAUCAAAGAAAAUGAAAAUAUGGCUAGUCAGUUGGAGAAGCUGCAAGAAUUUGAGCAGAGAUCACAGGAAUUGCUGUCCCAGUCGUCGAUACACACCGAAACAAUCACGACUCUGCAAAAAGAUUUGAUCAACGAAAAAGUGAGCAACGAAAAAUUCAAAAAUAACUUGGACAAACUUGGUUUGAGUCUGGAUAUCUUAGACAAUGACAUAAAUAUAAUCGUGGAAAAGAUGCUCAACAAUCCGGACAUCUCAAAAACUUUCAUGUCGAUCCUGAAAGAACGUGAAGGUGACAAAGAAGCCUGCAAAAAAUGUGCCGAAAACAUGAAUAAAAGUUUCAUGGUUCAAGCUGAAGAAAUCGCUGCCAAAAUUAAGGAAGAAUGGAGUGAACAAUGCGACAAACUCAGCGCUGACAUCAUCAAUUUACAGAGUAUUAAUGGUAUCCUACAAAACGAGAACGCCAAAAUGCAGGUCGACAUUUCCACCUACAAGUCACAAAUAAACUCCCUUCAAGCGCAACAAACUGCCCUCCAAUUAGCUAACAGUCAACUAGUUGCUGAGAAGGAUGAGCUAUUCAAGAAGCAAGAAAAGCAAAACAAAGAGCACGACACCCUGCUUCUGGACCAAGUAACACUGAGAACAAUUCACGAACAACUGAACACCGAAUACGAGGGCCUACAAAAGGAACAAGAAAACCUAAGAAAAUUAAACCGCGACCUGCGCUCCGAAAUUCGAGUUUUGAAGGAACAAAACGACACGCACGAAAACAAAAUAUCAUCGUUGGAAAUCGAGAAGGAGUCCCUUAAAUCGGAUUCGCGAAGCUUGGCUAACUUGAGGGCGGAACAUUCCAAAUUGAAGGACGAUUUCAGGAACUUAUUUACGGCCAGUGACCGACUGAAGGUUGAGUACCGGGCCGUGAUGGAGGAAUUGAAAAACGUCAGGACCGAAUUCCGCACUCUCAGCUUAGGACAGACUGAAAUGCAGGGCGAGUUGAACACCAGAUCCGACUUAGUUUCCGGUUUGCAACUGGAAAACGCCAAAUUGCAUCAAAAAUGCGUCAUGUUGUUUGAGAUGAAUCAGUCGCUGGAUUCAGACAGGAGGGCGCUCAUGGAUCACGUUUCUCAGUUACUGUCGCAAUACCACUCUUUACUGACUCACUCGCUGGAAGAUAAACAACAUUUCCAUCUGGAGGAGAAGCUUUUUACUGACAAAGUAAAUAGUUUGUGUAGGCAGAAGGAAAAGCUUGAGGAGAAAAUUAUGGAGCACUACAGGAAACUUGACAACGCUUCUUCAAAAAAGAAAGGGUUUGGAGCCACUUUGGUAAGAAGAGUGAGAAAAGCAGGUUCAGACAUAAUAAAUAAAGUGCCCAGCAGAAAUAGAAGAUCCUGGCACGAAGACGCGACAAGACUGACCCAAUCCCAGUUCACACUCGGAGGUGGGUCGGGUGAGUCGGCGGGCAACGACUCCGACAACAGUGUCGAAGAUUCCGGGCAUCGCAGCGAACCUUUCAAAAGGAACGUGAGCGGUAGUCUUUACGGUCACAAACCGAGGGACGAAGUCGCAUUGCGCAGGUCGCACAGAGACUUGGCUCAUAGAAACAGUGUCGCAGGUGAUCAGAUUUUCAACAGAGAACCAGGCAGCGCCUUGAGCUUGGGCUCAGUCGGUUCUAGAAGAACCGUGUAUUUGACUGAAGAAGACGCACCUCCGGUUGUACCGCCCACUACUAACAGCAACCCGCCUCUGAAUUCUAACACGCCCCCAAUGCUGGUUUACAAUAGGAUUUCAACAGUGAUUGGAGAGGCACCCAAGCCACCCACACCUAAGCCCAACAUACCAGAAGAAGUGCAGGAGGAAUCUGGUGAAAGGAAGAAGCCAGAGAAUCCUAAAGAAACAGCAGUCUGGUAUGAAUAUGGUUGUGUAUGAAGAAGGAGAAAAUUUGAAACAAUGUACUUAAUUUUAAAACAGACCAGAACUAGUUUUUUUUAAACGUCACAUAAGAUAUAUUAUUUGUGAUAAGAAAUGAGUAUAUAAAAAUUUUCAAAUUUCAUUAGUAAAUUAUGUGGUUGAAUUGCUUUUUAAGUCUGAGGCUCAUAAACUAAUAUGCAUAACAUGAUGUUUUAAGAAGAAAAGAGAUUUUUACAAUAUUUAUUUCUUUUGAACGAAUUAUCUUAUUAUUCAUAUCGAAAAUACAUCACAAAAACACAGAGCCAUGAAAUUAGUGCAAUUGAAUUUUUGAAAAUUUAUCAGCAGCUGUAAAAUUAUAUAAAAUUAACUGUAAUUAGUAUUAUUUAAGAAUAAUAAAUCACAUUUUCUUGCCUAGUAUUCAGAAUUUGGAUCAUGUUCCUAAAAUUAUAUAGUAAUUUAUAUAUGAUUUUUAAAAGACAAUAAUUUACAUGGGCUACCUCAAUUUAUUUUAUGGCCGCUAAUGUAAAAAAUCGACAGUUACUUGAUCUCUCCAAUUUUUAUUGAACUUCCAUUUUUAUGUACUUACCAAUGUGCUUAAAGUUAACCAUUAUUGUUCCAUUAUUUUUUUAGACGUGAAAAAAUGCCUUUCAAUGCCUUAAAAAUAGUUUUUAGUCAGCGAGGAAAUACGUCCUUAGGUUUAAGAUUUAAUAACAAUCAUUAUUUCUUGUUAGUACCUGCCUAUGAGUAUUCGAAAAUCAAAAUAUUAUAAAAUUGACUGCUUUUUACAGUAUUUGAAUUGGAUUUUAAAUUACAGUAUUAUUUGUUAUGUACUAAUUGUGAUAAAUUUAGAAACGAAAUUUUGAUUGUUAUUUGUUAGUUUAUACUUUUAUACUAACCCAACAGUUUUAGUCAUAAUUAUUGCUCUAAAUUAAAGGCAACAACUCUGUGAUUUUAGUUUAUAUCAAGUGAACAAUUAUAACCAGUGAAAUAUGCGGAUUACUGUAAUAUAUUCAGAUAGAGUAUUAUAAUUAUGACAAAAAAUGUUUUAGAAAGAUGUGAGGAAGUUUAGUAUUUUAAUAUGCACAUUUUGUAAUCUUUAUACAAAACCUUUUUAAAUUAAGUUAUUUAUUACCAAAUAUUAAAUUAUUGUAUACCUAAAUAAAAUUGCUUUUUAUGA
Molecule: messenger RNA, 5438 nt
Organism: Aethina tumida (small hive beetle)
Lineage: Eukaryota; Metazoa; Arthropoda; Insecta; Coleoptera; Nitidulidae
Product: girdin
Exons: 11
Coding region: 434-4279 (1281 amino acids)
Biological process (GO): cytoplasmic microtubule organization; cytoskeleton-dependent intracellular transport
Cellular component (GO): cytoplasm; centrosome
Molecular function (GO): dynein light intermediate chain binding; microtubule binding
Source: RefSeq, a predicted model, not a curated record